AUGGCUUCAAUCAAUGAUACCACCCUUAAGGUUGUCGGUGCAACCGAAAAACCAAACAAGUUUACGGGCACGGACUUUGCUACUUGGAAGAACAAAAUGUUCUUUUACCUUACUAUCAUGAAUUUUGCUAAGUUUCUCAAUGAGGAGGCACCUAAGGCGAAAGGAGAAACUUCCGAAAAUAACAAGGAAGUCUUCCUAGCCAUUGAUGCGUGGUGUCACUAUGUUUUUCUAUGCUGUAACUACAUCUUAAAUUGCUUGGACGAACCGUUGUACAAAGUUUAUAGUCCUAUAAAGAAUGUUAAACUUUUGUGGGAUAGUUUGUCCAAGAAAUACAAGUCGGAAGAUGUGGGCUAUAGGAAGUUUUUAGGGGACAAAUUUCAAUUUUAUCGAAUGGUCGAUAGCAAAACUGUGAGUGAGCAAGUGAACGAACUCCAACUCAUGAUCUAUGAUAUUCUCGCCGAGGGUCAUGAGGUGAAUGAAUCCUAUCAAAUUGCUGCCAUAAUUGGAAAGCUUCCACCGAGUUGGAUGGAGUUUAAACGCUACCUAAGGCACAAGAAAUCGGUUGCCAAAUGGACGAUUAAGGAACUCAUAGCAAGGCUCAAGACCGAGGAGGAUAAUAAAAUUACCGACAAGGGUGGUCAAUUCGUGGCUAAGGCACACCUAGUGGAGAGCUCGAAGCAGAGCAACAAGUUAAAGGGUCUUACAUUCAACAAACGACCAAAUAACAAGAAACACAAGAGGUUCGCGGGGGCGUGCUUCGUUUGUGGAAAGAAUGGAGACCUUGCGAAGGAUUGCCGCCACCGGAAAGAAAAUAAUAAAAAUGAAGCUAACAUCAUCGUAGACUUAGCCGCUUCCGAUAAAGGCAACAUGCACUUUUCAGCAGUUGUAACAGAGGCCUACCUAUUGAGCGAUACUCGAGGAUGGAGGGUAGACACUGGAGCUACACGUCACAUUUGCUAUGACAAGAGCAUGUUCUCCUCCUACAAAAAGUUGGAACAAGAAUGA
Messenger RNA from Erythranthe guttata (spotted monkey flower), 1005 nucleotides. RefSeq lists its product as uncharacterized. Lineage: Eukaryota; Viridiplantae; Streptophyta; Magnoliopsida; Lamiales; Phrymaceae. The record is from RefSeq and is a predicted model, not a curated record. Gene Ontology annotation, molecular function: zinc ion binding; nucleic acid binding.